UGCGGGGGCAGCGCGGCGGGACGCCGGGCUUUCGACAGCAUCUGCCCCAACAGGAUGCUCGCGCUGCCAGGCAGGCUCCCGGGCGAGGAGCGCAAUCCGGAGAGGAAGUUCGCGCCUUCGCGGAAGUUCUUUUCUGGAUGCAGCAGCGGCGGAGGCAGCGGCUGCACGGUGGCUCCAGCGGCCAGCUCGGCGGAGAGGCUGAGGGUCCUUUCGGCGCGUAUCUUCCGGUCUCCCCGUGCAGCCCUCACCACCAUAGACCUGCAGGACCUCGCCGAUUGCUCCUCGCUCCUCGGGUCCGUCGCGCCGCCUAUUGGUGACCCGGCCGCCUCGCAGGACCAUUCCUUGCAAACAGAAGGCUUUGAUCUGCAGAAUUUCAGAGACACAGUGGAUGAUCUCAUUGCAGACUCAUCCUCUUUGAUAUCACCUCCCCUGGUGGACAGUGACUUCCCCUUCUCUCCUUGCAUCGAUGUAUCUGUAUCGAAUUUUGGACCUGGCCUCUCCCCGUCGCUAGACCUGAAAGCCCUGCAGUCACCGCCACUGUGCCCUCCGGAGGAGCCACCUCCACUGCUGGAGCAGUACUGGAAGGAGGUGGCCAACCAGAAUCAGAGGGCGUUGGGGGAUGCUCUCGUGGAGAAUAACCAACUGCACGUGACGCUAACCCAGAAACAGGAGGAGAUCGCUUCGCUGAAGGAGCGAAACGUGCAGCUCAAAGAACUCGCCAGUCGGACCCGGCACCUGGCCGCGGUGCUGGAUAAGCUGAUGAUCACACAAUCCCGAGAUUUCGGGACCGAGGCCGAGACCUUCCUGCUCAAGGCGACAGCCAAAAGGAGCCUAGAGGAGCUGGUCAGUGCGGCAGGCCAGGAUUGCGCGGAAGUGGACGCCAUCCUGAGGGAGAUUUCCCAGCGCUGCGAUGAAGCCCUGCAGAACCGAGAUCCCAAGCGACCGCGGGUGCAGCUGGAGCCCGCGAGCAUUGACGGCAGGCCCGGUAACCUGCACGGAGCCUUCCGGGGACUGCGCACCAACUGCAUCUCGAGUCCGUUGAACCUGAGCCAAAGUGAGCUGGAGGAGGGAGGCUCCUUCAGCACCCCUAUCCGCAGCCAUAGCACCAUCCGAACACUUGCCUUCCCCCAGGGCAAUGCUUUCACCAUCCGGACAGCCAGUGGAGGUUACAAAUUCCGCUGGGUCCCCAGUUGA
Fukomys damarensis (Damara mole-rat) is the source of this 1194-nucleotide messenger RNA. It is a transcript of the gene Mcidas, whose product is annotated as multiciliate differentiation and DNA synthesis associated cell cycle protein. Gene Ontology annotation, biological process: negative regulation of DNA replication; negative regulation of cell cycle. Lineage: Eukaryota; Metazoa; Chordata; Mammalia; Rodentia; Bathyergidae. The annotation marks the transcript as partial. The transcript is spliced from 7 exons. Gene Ontology annotation, cellular component: nucleus. The record is from RefSeq and is a predicted model, not a curated record.